Meleagris gallopavo (turkey) is the source of this 2064-nucleotide messenger RNA. The record is from RefSeq and is a predicted model, not a curated record. NCBI's taxonomy places the organism in Eukaryota, Metazoa, Chordata, Aves, Galliformes, Phasianidae.
UAGUUUGGUGAUGAAAUGUGCUUUCCUAGGGGCUGGCAGGGUCUGAUUGCGUACGGAUGCCAUUCCCUCGUGCUGGUGGUGGACGCCAAUACUGCCCAGACCUUGCAGGUUCUGGAAAGACACAAAGCAAAUGUUGUCAAGGUUAAAUGGGCUAAAGAAAAUUACCAUCACAAUAUUGGCUCUCCAUAUUCUCUACGUUUAGCUUCUGCUGAUGUUACUGGUAAAAUAAUUGUAUGGGAUGUGGCAACAGGAACAGCUCGCUGUGAAAUACAAGAACAUGCCAAACCAAUACAAGACAUGCAGUGGUUGUGGAAUCAAGAUGCUUCUAGAGAUUUACUGCUUGCAGUUCACCCACCUAAUUAUAUUGUGCUGUGGAAUGCAGACACGGGCACCAAACUUUGGAAGAAAAGUUAUGCAGAAAAUAUUCUGUCUUUUUCAUUUGACCCGUUUGAUCUGUCCCACUUAGCAUUACUUACCAGUGAAGGGAUAGUGUUCAUCUCUGACUUCUCUCCUUCCAAAGCUCCUGCCAGCUCAGGGAAGAAGGUUUACAUCUCCAGUCCUCAUUCCAGUCCUUCUCAUAGGCUGGCUGCUACUACAGGGGCCAAGAAGGCCCUUGAUAAAGUAAAAAUCUUAAUCAGUAAUGAAAAACCAAGUGCUGAAUCUGUGACACUCAAUGACUGCCUUCAGUUAUCCUACUUGCCUUCCAAAAGAAACUACAUGUUGUUGCUCUAUCCCAGAGAAAUUCUGAUUCUUGACUUGGAAGUGAAUCAGACAGUGGGUGUGAUUGCAAUUGAAAGAACAGGUGUGCCUUUCCUACAGGUAAUUCCUUGUUUUCAGCGUGAUGGCUUAUUUUGCCUACAUGAAAAUGGUUGUAUAACUUUGAGAGUUCGCAGAUCUAACUGCUCUGCAACUGGGAUUCCAAAUGAAGAGCCAGAUCCAGACCCAGUUCAGGAGCUGGUUUAUGAUUUAAGAAGUCAAUGUGAUGCAAUUAGGGUAACAAAAACAGUUCGGCCAUUCAGUAUGGUGUGCUGCCCAGUGAAUGAGAAUUCUGCAGCUCUCAUUGUUAGUGAUGGCAGGGUAAUGAUCUGGGAGUUAAAAUCCAGUAUUGCCAGCAAAAAUCUGCGUAACAGCAGUUCAAGUGCAUCACCUUUGUAUUCCCCGGUCUCAUUCUGUGGAAUUCCUGUAGGAGCAUUCCAAAAUAAACUUCCUGACCUCUCAUUAGACAACAUGAUAGGGCAAGGUACAGUUGCUGGAGAAGAGCAAUUGAAAAGUUCUUUUCUGCAAGAAGUUCAUCUCAAAUUCCUGCUGACUGGACUUCUUUCAGGCCUUCCUUUGCCUCCAUUUGCUAUCCGCAUGUGCCCACCUCUAACAACAAAAAACAUCAAGCAGUAUGAGCCACUCCUUGCUGUUGGUACAAGUAAUGGCUCUGUCCUGGUGUUUCAUCUUACAAGUGGACUAUUACGUAAAGAGUUGAGCAUCCAUUCCUGCGAAGUCAAGGGAAUAGAAUGGAUCAGCUUGUCUGGUUUUAUUUCCUUUGCCACAUCAACACCUAACAACUUAGGGCUGGUAAGAAACGAGCUGCAGCUGGUGGACCUGCCGACAGGCAGGAGCAUUCCAUUUCGUGGGGAGAGAGGCAAUGAUGAGCCAGCUAUUGAAAUGAUAAAGGUGUCUCAUUUGAAGCAGUAUCUAGCUGUAGUAUUUAAAGACAAGCCACUGGAAAUCUGGGAUGUCAGAACCUGCACUCUGCUCAGAGAAAUGUCUAAAAACUUUCCUGCAGUGACUGCUCUGCAUCAGCAACAAGUCUGCGAGGCAGUUAUAGUCAAUAAGGUGGAGGUGGGUGGUCGUAUUCUAACCUUAUUCUUCAAUGACUGUCAUGCAGUCAUCAAAGAGGUUGUAGCUAAACCAGUUAUCUCAGUUCUGAUCCUAAGCAGACCCCAGAGUACAAAGGGAAUUGCCUUCAAGCUAGUGAAAUCUUGUACCCAGUCGGCCAUCCGCAAUGCUUCAAAUAAAGAGGAGAAUUGUUCUCAUAUGAAUUUUGGUUAUAAAAAUUUAAUUAGCAGCUGA